UUUGGUUAUCCAUUUGUCUCGCCAUGGCUGGUCUGCUGGAAACCCGGAUCCAGCUCCGCCCGCUUCUCCGAGUUCAGAGGACUCAAGAUCCAGUCCACUCGCUCAUCGGCAAAGCUCAGGUCCACAUCCAAACUCGCUCGCCGUGGUAGUAGAAUCGUCUGCGAGGCGCAGGACACAGCUACUGAAGUGCCUGCUGUUACUGAUUCAAGUUGGCAGUCAUCUGUGCUCGGAUCUGAUUUACCCGUUUUGGUUGAAUUUUGGGCACCGUGGUGUGGGCCGUGUCGCAUGAUCCAUCCCGUCAUCGAUAAACUGGCUAAGCAAUAUGCUGGAAAGCUCAAAUGCUACAAAGUUAACACUGAUGAGAGCCCUUCAAUUGCAACCCAGUAUGGGAUCCGAAGUAUUCCAACCGUCAUAAUCUUCAAGAAUGGGGAGAAGAAAGAUGCUGUCAUCGGAGCGGUUCCAGAAUCAACAUUAACAAGCUGCAUAGAAAAGUUCUUGUAGAAUGGACAAUAAGUGUAUACAUAUGUUCUCAGGGAAUAUCAAGCUCUCUUUUAUUUGUUUCUUUCCUUCAGCAUAUGACAUUGCAAAAAAAAUGGCUCCAAUAAACCUUAUAAGCUCCUGUAUAGUUGAUGCCGCUGUCUUUUGUUUUUCUUGUUCAAGAUAAUGUUAGUUGUUAAUGAUUCAUACUUAUAAUGCUGGCUUCAUAUUUCUAUGAACGAGUUUGCGUUCA
Sesamum indicum (sesame) is the source of this 730-nucleotide messenger RNA. RefSeq lists its product as uncharacterized. NCBI's taxonomy places the organism in Eukaryota, Viridiplantae, Streptophyta, Magnoliopsida, Lamiales, Pedaliaceae. The record is from RefSeq and is a predicted model, not a curated record. Gene Ontology annotation, cellular component: cytoplasm. Gene Ontology annotation, molecular function: protein-disulfide reductase activity.